This is a messenger RNA of Lethenteron reissneri (Far Eastern brook lamprey), 1581 nucleotides long. Its product is annotated as bromodomain-containing protein 4B-like. Gene Ontology annotation, molecular function: sequence-specific DNA binding; DNA-binding transcription factor activity, RNA polymerase II-specific. Gene Ontology annotation, biological process: regulation of transcription by RNA polymerase II; cell differentiation. The record is from RefSeq and is a predicted model, not a curated record. Gene Ontology annotation, cellular component: nucleus. Lineage: Eukaryota; Metazoa; Chordata; Hyperoartia; Petromyzontiformes; Petromyzontidae.
AUGGAGGAGUGCGUGGGAGACGCGCCGCCACGUGUUCACGCUGUGAGUCUGUGUCGGUGUCUCUGUGCGUGUCUUUGUCUCACGCAGCUGGUGGGCCUGGAUACAGACUUUGAACUGCAGAGAUUUUCGGACGAGGUGGAUUUAUACGGCAGCGUGAGCGACCCCCCCGUGACGUCACUGUCGGGGGUGGGGGUGGAGGGCCCCCUGUACCCGGGGGUCUCGGCCUUCCUGGGGGAGCCCGCCUGGGGCCUGGCCCCCCACCCCCACUCCUCCUCCUACAGCUGCGGCGCCCCCUCGUGGACAGCGCUCGCCAGCCCGCACCCACUCACACAGCUGCACGGAGCGCUGCAGGACGGCCUCGAUCCCACGCUGGGCCUCCACCUGGGAGCCUUCCACUCGUUCGAGGCGUCGCUGCUCCAGGAGCAGAUCGUCUUCCCGGCCACCGCGACCUCUUCCUCGUCGACGUCGUCGUCGUCGGCGUCGCCGGUGGCGUCGUCGUCGUCGUUAGCGGAGCGUGCGAGCCCGGGGCUCACGCCGCCCCGCCAGCAACACUACCACCACCAGCAACACCACCAACACCAACACCACCAACAACAACAUCACAGCCAUGAGCACCCCGACACAACACCGCCGCCCACGUUAACGCCACCGCCGCCGCUACCCCACCACCACCACCAACAACACCACCAACAUCAACAGCAGCAUCAUCAUCACCACCACCAUCAACGGCACACGCCACAACCGCACCCCGGCCCCGCCGAGCAAUUCGGAAGCAUCAUCGCCGCGACCGUCACAGCCACCAGCUCGCCACCGCCGCAACCGCCGCAACCCCUGCAACCGCUGCAACCGCUGCAACCGCUGCAACCGGCGCAACCGGCGCCCUUCUACUACCACCACCACCACCACCACGAUGAGGACGACCGCCCCGGCUCGCCGUGCACCUCGUCCGGACGCCGAAGCCCCGGGCACGGCGGCUCCCCGGGGCCGCUGGACGCUGGUCCUCCCCCGGCGUCCCCGACCCCGUACGCCACAGUGUGCUACUACCCGCAGCGGCUGCUGCCCCCCGGCUCACAGCAGCUGCAGCAGCAGCAGCUGCAGCAGCAGCAGCUGUCCGACUCUCAGCUGCGCGGCAUCAACGGCGCUGAAGCGUCACAGCGGCACGCGGGUCGAGAGCCGCGUGCCCCGCGUCGCCCCCGUCUCUACGAGUUCCUGCUGGAGGCGCUGUCCGACCCCGCCAUGCGCCACGCCGUGCGCUGGGUGAGCAUCCACGAGGGAGUGUUCGCCUUCUCGUCGCGGCACAAGGAGGAGUUGGCGCAGGCGUGGGGUCAACGCAAGGGCAACCGCAAGGCGAUGACCUACCAGAAGAUGGCGCGCGCGCUACGCAACUACAGCAAGACGGGGCGCGUGCGGAAGGUCAAGCGGAAACUCACCUACCAGUUCGGGCCCGAGGCGCUCUGCUAAAGUUGGGGGGCAGCGCUGCCCCCCACCCCCAACAACUGGGAAGGAUGGGGGGUCGGGCGGGCAAGUGGUUUUUGUGGUAGGAAGGGCAGCGGUGGGUUGGUGAGCGGGCAGGAGGGUGAG